AAGAUCAAUGAAAGAUCUAAAUCGAUUAUAAUGUUUUAUCCAGUUAACGUGCAAUCUCUUUCCAUAUCUCCUAAGCAAGGUAAGCUUCUUGUAAAUUGAGCAUGGUACAACUGUGGUGUUAUAGUUUGCGGAUGAACGUUAAGGAAAAAUUUCUUAGUCGUGAAGUUUUCUCUUUCUCUCUCUCUCUCUCUCUCUCUCUCUCUCAAGGCCGGAGAAGACACACGAUCCCGUUUUCAUUUCUACGGUUAUUGGAUGAGACACUGGCAUGAACGUCAAGGUUCUAACGAGAACAAGUAGGAUAUCAACCUUUCAAAUAAAUAGUUUCUUUCUUUUUCUUUUUUAAAUCUACAUAUACAUAUUAUUCUUCUUUUAUUUCAAAUCGUAAACGGAGAUAUUUAUUUCAAAAAUCCAAAUUACUUUCGAAAGAGUUAUGCUUCUAAACGAAUCAUAACGAGAUCAAAUAAAACGAUUCGACGAAUUAUUUACGUAGAAAAGGAAAUUUUUUUAAUAAUUUUUAAGAUUAAAAAAAAUUUUUUCUUUUUUCUUUUUUUUUUUUUCUCCUUUAAAUAUUAUACACCCUACUGAAAACUAGAAUUAAAAAACCAUAAUGAUCUUCUUUCUCACAGAUCCAUAAUGCGUAAUUUAAACGUGAACUAUGUAAAUGAAAAUAAUAGAAAUCCAAUUGUGAACUCCUUUUAAUUUAAAACAGAUCGAAUGGACAACGUUACGUCGGAUUAUAUAGUAAAAAAAAAAAUUCAUUUAUUCUCGACAACAUCGACAAAAAGGAAAAAAGAAAACAAUUGGUCGAAUUACGCGAUUAUUUCGUGACAAAAACGAAUAAUCGAGAAUCUUUUUCGAUCGUUCCAAAUCGAAUGAUGUAAUUCGGUCGAUGUUGAGAAAAAAAAAAAAAAAAAAAAAAAAAGAAAAGAAAAGAAAAAGAAAGAAAGGAAGGAAGAAAAAAAAUGUAACGGAUAACCUCGAAAUUUUGAUCUCUAAUUUCGAUUCCACGUGACAAGUUUCUUCAUCUCUUUUUCUAUCUCUCUCUCUCUCUCUCUCUCUCUCUCUCUGUUUUUUCGAUCGGAAUGCGUGGAGAAUUUCGACGUUAUAAGGCUAAGAAUAAUAAUAAUAAUAAUAAUAAUAAUAAUAAUAAUGAUGAUGAUGAUAAUAAUAAUAAUAAUAAAAAAACGAAGAAUAAAAAAGAAAAAAGGCGAGAUCAAAUUCGUUCUUAGGUGUAGUAGACGUGAGACGAGGAGAAAUGUCAAUGUCAUACGUAUCAAAUUUUAUUGAACAGGGCAAUGCGUUUCCUGUAUAUCGUCGUUCCCUCCGCAAUAACGUAAACGUGUGCCCCAGGUUUUUCUGGUUGGGAUGCCUUGCGGGAGACUUUUUCCCAAAGGGGUAUAUAAAACCGUGUAACGAAGGUAGAUGAACAACACAAUACGUAGGUACUUUGGCGAGUACUGUUCACUACGGCAGCGCUAAGGAACCAACAUAAUCCAAUUAUAAUAUCUCCCUCUUUGAGUUUCAUCAUGAAAUUUCUCAUCGUAUUUACCGCCAUAUUGGCCGUUGCCAUUGGUCAUCCUGGAGUUAUAUUGAAUUCAGCCCCACUUGCUUAUGCAAGAUUAUUACCCGGUGCGCCAAUCGGAUUGGACGGACGAGUAGUUGAUACUCCUGAAGUAGCUCUGGCGAAAGCGGAACAUGCGGCAGCUCAUGUCAACGAAAGGAUCAAUCUUGCCAACGAAGCUGUUAAAUCUACUGAAGUUCUCGUACCAGCGACAUACGGUGCUCCUCUUGUCGCACCUCUUCUUAGUCCGGCAUUAUCAUUAACGGCAACUAAAUUAACCCCAGGUGCACCAAUUGGUGCCGAUGGACGUGUCGUUGAUACACCGGAAGUUGUCAUUGCCAAGGCCGAACAUGCUGCCGCACAAAUCAACGAAAGGCUGGGAUUGGCUCAGGAGGCUGUCAAAGCGACAUCCGCUGAUCUUCCGUUAGUCGUAUCCUCGCCUCUUUUAUACGCGAAAUAUAUUCGGGUCGUUUACGUUCACGAGAAAGUCAUUCUCGAUGGUGCCACCUCGAAAUCUACUACUACUCGAGUUACAUACUUGAUAGAUACUUCAUUUCAGAUACUCUUACUGAUCGCUAUGAUCGCGAGUACCAGGGCCGGUUAUAUCGCCCCCGAUUCACCCUCAUUUUAUGGCGAGCCACAAUUAGAAACCCAACGAUCUCCAACAAGAUUUCCACCACCCGCACCAGUUGGACAAGAUGGUAACGUUAUCGAUACACCCGAGGUAGCACAAGCUAAGGCUGCACACUUUGCCGAAUUUGCUAAAGCGGCUGCAAGAGCCGUCGAAGAGAGCAAGAAUCAAAAGGCAACCUUCGACGAUUCUUCAAAUCCUAGAGCAACCUUGUCGCAAUCAUACAAUAAUUAUCCUUCGAACGUUCAACAAACGUCUCCACCCUUAUACAGACAACAAAAUUAUCAAGCAGCUUAUCAACAACCUCAACCAGCUUAUCAACAACCUCAACCAGCUUAUCAACAACCUCAACCAACUUUCCAACAACAACAACAACAACAACAACCCUUUCCUUAUCAAAACAAUCCUUUACCACCUUUACAAUCUCAAUAUAAUCAUCCUGCUGUACAUCCCGUUAAUCCUCCUACUUAUCAACAAACGACGCAAUACGAAAAACAACCACGGCCAAAUUUCAUUAAUCAAAAGAAUAAUAACUUUGGUCCACCUGCAAAAGCUACUUUCAUUCCUGCUCCUCUUGCCGAGGACGGGACCGUUUUGGAUACGCCCGAGGUCGCUGCCCUCAAGGCAGCCAGACUCGCCGAACUCGCCGAUGCCGAGGCCAGGGCCUACAAGUACAGUGCCGCCGCUGCUAGGAAGUUUCCUGGACCUCAAGGUCAAGCUUAUCCCGAAACUCAGGCUGAUGGACCAUCUCCGAUAAAUUACAAUUCGGCAGGUUCGCAAUUUGGUCCCUCUUAUACAAGUGGAUCAUCGGCACAAUCCUUCGCGCCACAGCAAGGACCUUUUUCUAAAUCCUUCCAACCUGGCCAAGGAUAUCAAUCACAUAAUAAUUAUCAAUCGCCGCAGUACGUAAACGACCUUGAGCCUGAUGCAAUUUUUAUAGUACUGUCUGUGCUCCUCGUAAUGGCGAGCACCGAGGCUAAGUACAUAUUGGAACCCAUAUACGAAUAUCGUGGACCACCGGCACCCCUAUCGAAAGAUGGUAGGGUAUUAGAAACCGCGGAGGUUCUACGAGCACGUAACGCACACAUGGCGGCACACGCGGAAGCUUUGUCGAGAAUAAGAGAAAUUGAAAGAAACGAUUAUAACGAGAGGAUGGUGAGACCUACAAUGAUGUCACCUAUUAUGUCACCAAUGAUGUCACCAACGAUGACAAUGAAAACUAACACGAGAACGCGUUCGAUUGCUCCGCUAUCGCCCGAUGGCCGUGUUCUUGACACUCCUGAGGUGGCUAAGGCAAAAGCUGCACAUUUAGCUGCACAUGCACGAACAACCUCAAGACUGGCCGCAGCUGCGGCUUCCGCAGCAACGGCGCAAUACCGAUUGGACGUUUACGAUGGCCGUAGAAAUCUAGUAUACCUGGCACCUGUUCGAGUUAAUUAUCCAACUGUAUCCCCGGUAGGAUAUCGAGGACCACCUGCACCCAUUGGACCUGAUGGACGUGUCAUCGACACUCCGGAAGUUGCGAGAGCUCGUGCUGCUCACAUGAAAGCACGAGCCCACGCGCUUGCAAUGUUAUCUCGUCGCGAGAAUAAUUAUUAUUAAAUUACGAACGUGUAGAGAGCGUCCAAUAAUCUAUAUUAAGUUAGUUAAAUUUAGAAUGUGUCAUCUCUAUCUCUAUUUCUAUCUACAUCCGUCUAUAUCUGUCUGUCUAUCUUUCUCUUUCUUUCUCUCUCCCUCUCUCUCUCUCUCUCUCUCUCUCUCUCUCUAUCUCUCUCUCUCUAUCUCUCUCUCUUUCCUUUUUUGUUCUUUGUUAGAUUUAAGAUAACGAAGUAGUAACGAUUGGAUCGAAAGUUCUCUUAGGCUUUGUGAUAAUAACAAUCUGAAGAAAUAGAAUCGUUAACUGAAGAGAUUUAAUCGAUUUUUAAAACGAUCCAAGAACUUUUCAAUCACCCUCUAUAGAAUUUCUAUUUCAAUUAACAAAAUUAUUGCGAUAUCAAUUUUGAAAUGAUCUCUUAUUUUUUUUUUUUUUUCUUUUUAGGAAAUAACACCCAUAAGUUGUUCGUUCGGAAUUAUUUACGUUAUUAUUUGUAAAUUCGUCAAUUUCCGUCGAAGGUACAUAUUUUUUUUCUUUUCUUUUUUUUUUUUUCAUGAUGAAACAAACGCGACGACAAUCGAUUGUCCUAUUUUAUGUACGCCCCUCCUCCUUCAAAUUCCCACCCCGCAAACUCCAAACAUAAGAGGGGUUCAUCGAUUUUUUUUUUUUUUUGUUAUUCAAAUCGUUGUAUCUUAUUGUAUAUCUCUUGUUCGAGGUAUAAAAAUCAUGAGGAAAGAAGUGUUCGUUCGAGUUUUCGUCUAUUUGAAAAUAAUGAAAUUUCUUUGUUUAUGUAAGAUAAAUAAGAUUUCUAUUUGUUAAUUUUUUUUUUUUUCUACAGAUAUUAAUUAGAAAGAAAGAAGAGAAUGAUGGUUAAUUCGAUAGAGACGAUUAUGUACCUGAUUUUUCCGUCGUCUUUUCUCUCUCUCUCUCUCUCUCUCUCUCUGUCUCUCUGUUUUUCUCUUUUUCUCUCUCUAUCCAUCUAUCUUUGUCUCAAUAGUUCGACAGAAAACUCAAAUGAUCCUAAUCAAAGCUUAUCACAAACUAUUGUAUAUAGUUACUUAUCGUAAAUUUUUAUUAUUGUAACACGUUAAUAUUUUGAAUCAUUUUCAAUUUCUAAUCCUGAGAAUUAAUUUUCUCUUUAAGAAACACAUCCAUAUAUAUAUAUAUUUAUAACGGCUGUAUAUAUAAUAAAAUAGCCAAAGGUUUGGACAAAUAUCAAACGUCGAAAAAAAAGAAAAAAAAUGGAAAUAUUGUCUAACAUUUUAUAAUAUUUCAUAUAAUAUAAAAUAUUAUAAUGUCGUGUUAUAUAAUAAUAUUUAUUAUCCCCC
Vespa velutina is the source of this 5114-nucleotide messenger RNA. RefSeq lists its product as uncharacterized. The transcript is spliced from 7 exons. The coding region runs from base 1527 to 3794 and encodes 755 amino acids. The record is from RefSeq and is a predicted model, not a curated record. Lineage: Eukaryota; Metazoa; Arthropoda; Insecta; Hymenoptera; Vespidae.